Molecule: messenger RNA, 6558 nt
Organism: Pelobates fuscus (common spadefoot toad)
Lineage: Eukaryota; Metazoa; Chordata; Amphibia; Anura; Pelobatidae
Product: titin-like
Exons: 5
Coding region: 53-6433 (2126 amino acids)
Molecular function (GO): transition metal ion binding; calcium ion binding
Source: RefSeq, a predicted model, not a curated record
UGCUCAUCGCUGCACUCCAUUCAACACACAGGUUAAACAGCAACAUCAAAAAAUGUCAAACCUAAUGCAAGCAAUUAAAAGCAUCCUGGAGGUCUUCCAGAAGUACUCCCAAAGUCCCUGUCCUGGACCAAACCUUAAACCUGCAGAAAUGGAGCAACUCAUACAGGAUGAGCUCUCUGAAGCAAUCAAGAACACAGGAGAUGCGGAGACCUUGAAUUUAGUCAUGAAAGCUGUGGACCGAAAUCGUGAUGGAGAAAUUACCUUUAAUGAGUUCAUCACUUUGGUGUGUGUUAUAGCCAAAUCAUAUAACAGACACCUGAUAAAAGAAAAUGAAAAAAAUCCACAGUGUUGGCCUCAGCAACAGAGUUCGGAAACGCAGCAACUAGUGGUCAACAAUCAGCAGUCAACCCAAGGAUCAGGUAUUACACAGCAGGUCAUCCAGCAACAGCCACCUACCAUCCAUCAGCAACAAGUGUAUGCCACACAAAUCCCUCAACAACUGGUGCCGACCCAAACAUUAGCUCCACCACAACAGAUACAAGGACAAGUAUUAAUUCAAACACCAGGACAAAGUCAAGUGCCACUUCAAGCACCUAUUCCAACACAGGAAGUAACAGUGCAACAGGUGCCAUCCCAGUCACCAACUACAGCACAACAGGCACUACCACAAGGCCAAGUCAAUGUCCAAACAUUACCUCAAAUGCCACUUCAAGCACCACAGACCCAACUACCCUCACAAGUGCAACCUCAGGUAACACAUGUAAUAUUUCCGUGGGCAGCCCUGGAACAAGUCCCUAUAAAACAAGUACCCUUUAAUCUGCCUCAAUUAUCUCCAGCAUCUACUCAAGUCCCUCAUCAACUGACAGCUCAAGGCCCAAAUCAAAUAUCACAGCAAGUUCUAGGUCAAAUAUCAAGUCACAUUCAGCAAGUGCCACCUCAAAUUCAAGCACCACUGCAGGUGCCAGUCUUUCAAAUACUUCCUCAGUUCCCAUCUCAGGCACCCUCACAAACACAUCCUCAGCAAACAUCCCAGACAACCCUUCAACAGACAACAGCCCAGGUACUUCCUCAGCUAUCAACUCAGGCAUUCCCUCAAGCACUUCCUCAGCUGCCACCCCAGGUUUCCCAUCAGGCACUUCCUCAGCUGCCACCACAGGUACCCCUUCAGGCACUUCCUCAGCCGCCACCACAGGUACCCCUUCAGGCACCUCCUCAGCUGCCACCACAGAUAAUUACACAAGUGAUUUCACAGCAGACCUCCCCACCUCAGGCACCAACUCAGGUACUUCCUCAUCUAUCACCUCUUUCACCUCCACAGCAAACACUAUUGUCUCAGGUAAUACCUCAGGCGCUUCCUCAGCUGCCACCACAAGCACAACCUCAUUUUUUCCCUCAGAUUACAUCACAGGUCCCCACACAGGUGCUUACCCAGCAACCCCUCCCACCUCAAAUACCAUCUCAGGUACUGCCUCAGUUGCCAACACAAAUAACUACACAAGUGCUUCCUGAACAAACCCUCCCAGCUCAGGUACCACUACAGGUGCUGCCUCAACUAACAUCACAGACACCCUCUCAGUUGACACUCCCUCAGCUGAUUCCUCAGGCCUCAGCCUCAUCUCAGGGAAUUCCUCAAUUGCCACCUCAGACAUAUUAUCAGAUUCUUCCUCAACAGCUACUUGAAGUUACACAGCAGUUACCACCUUACCAAUUUUGCCAUUGGUUAUUCGAUAUGCCUAACCAUACCCUAUUGCCACAAACACCAAUUCAAGUGCCAACACAAACAACAACCCAAGUACCCCAAGCACCAGCUCAAGCUGCACCACAAGUAACACCCCAAGCACCAGUUCAAGCUGCACCACAAGUACCAGUUCAAGCUGUACCACAAGUACCAGCUCAAGCUGCACCACAAGGAUCAGUUCAGGUUGCACCUCAAGUGCCCGUUCAACUUCAACAGCAGGUGCCAGCUCCAGUAACACAAAUACCAGUUCAAGUUGCACCCCAACUGCCAGUUCAACUUCCACAGCAGGUGCCAGCUGCAACAACACAAACACCAGCUCAGGUUGUAUACCAACUACCAGCUCAAGCAAUACCACAGGUACCCUUUCAAAUUCUACCAUAUGCACCAAUUCAAGUUGAACCACAAGUACCAGCUCAAGUAACACCCCAAGCACCAGCUCAAGCUGCACCACAAGUACCAGCUCAAGCUGCACCACAAGUACCAGCUCAAGUACCAGCUCAAGUUGUACCACAAGUACCAGCCCAAGUCCCUGUUCAACUACCACCGCAGGUGCCAGCUGCAACAACACAAAUACCAGCUCAAGUUUCUUCUCAACUACCUGCUCAAAUUUUACCACAAGUACCAGUUCAAGUUGGACCACAAGUACCAGCUCAAGUAACACCUCAAGCACCAACUCAAGUAACAAUCCAAGCUCCAGCUCAAGUUACACCCCAAGCACCAACUCAAGCUGCACCACAAGUACCAGCUCAAGUUCCACCCCAACUGCCAGUUCAAUUUUCACAGCAGGUUCCAGCUCCAGUAACACAAAUACCAGCUCAAGUUGUACCACAAGUACCAGCUCAAGCUGCACCACAAGUGCCAGUUCAACUUACACCGCAGGUGCCAGCUCCAGUAACACAAAUACCAGCUCAAGUUGUAUUCCAACAAUCAGCUCAAGCCAUACCACAAGUAACCACUCAAAUUGUACCACAAGCACCAAUUCAAGUUGGACCACAAGUACCAGCUCAAGUAACACCCCAAGCAUCAGCUCAUGCUGUACAACAAGUAGCGCCUCAAGUAGUUACUCAAGUUCCACCCCAAGUGCCAGCUCAGCUUCCACCUCAGGUGUCAGCUUCAGUAACACCACAAGUGCCAGUUCAAGUCAUAACUCAAGUACCAGCCCAAGCUGUACCACAAGCAUCUGCUCAAAUUGUAACACAAUCAAAAACUGAAGUUCCACCCCAGGCGCUUGCUCCCGUAACAUCACAAGUACCAGUUCAAUUUGUACCCCAAGCACCAACUCAAUUUGCAGCACAUGUUACACAUCAAGUGCCAAUUCAAUUUGUAUCACAAGCAACAGUUCAAGGUUCCCCCCAAGAGUCAGCUGCAGUAUUAUUUCAAAUACCAAUUCAAGGCAUACCACAAUUAGCAGCUCAAGUUCUAACCCAGGUGCCAACAUCCACAACAACACAAGUACCACCUCAAUAUAUACCGCAAAUACUAACUCAAAUGGCACCACAAAACCAAACUCAAGUUUCAUCCCUAGAGCCAGCUCAGGUUAUAUCACAGGCACCUGCUCAAGCUGCAGCCCAACAGCAUAUUAUACUUCCACAACAACUGCCCACUCAAGUUGCACCCCAAGUAUCAGCUCAGGUUGUACAGCAAGUACCAGUUCCAGUAACAUCACAAACACCUGGUCAAGUUACACACCAAUUGCCAGCUCAGGUUAUAUCACUAGCACCAGCUCAAAUUCCAUUCCAGUUGCCAAAUCAAGUCCCACAAGUAACAGCUCAAGUUAUACCUCAGGUACCGGUUCAGGUUGUACCACAGUUUUCUGCUCAAGUUAUACCCCAGGUUCCAGCUCAGAUUGUACCACAAGUUCCAGCUCAAAUAACAUCUCAAGUACCACCUCAGGUUGUACCACAAGUUCCAGCUCAAUUCGCACCUCAAGCACCAGCUCAAGUUGUAACUCAAAUACCAGUUCAGGUUCCUUCACAAGUUUCAUCACAAGUUAUACCCCAAGUACCAGUUCAGGUUGCACCACAAGUUUCAGCUCAGGUAAUACCCCAAAUACCAGCUCGGUUUGUAACACAAGUACCAGCUCAAGUUCCAUAUCAAGUACCAGCUCAGGUUGCACCACAAGUUCCAGCUCAAAUAACACCUCAAGUGCCUGCUCAGGUUAUACCCCAAGUACCAGCUCAGUUUGUAACACAAGUACCAGCUCAAGUUCCAUAUCAAGUACCAGCUCAGGUUGCACCACAAGUUCCAGCUCAAAUAACACCUCAAGUGCCUGCUCAGGUUAUACCCCAAGUACCAGCUCAGUUUGUAACACAAGUACCAGCUCAAGUUCCAUAUCAAGUACCAGCUCAGGUUGCACCACAAGUUCCAGCUCAAAUAACACCUCAAGUGCCUGCUCAGGUUAUACCCCAAGUACCAGCUCAGUUUGUAACACAAGUACCAGCUCAAGUUCCAUUUCAAGUACCAGCUCAGGUUGUACCACAAGUUCCAGCUCAAAUAACACCUCAAGUGCCUGCUCAGGUUAUACCCCAAGUACCAGCUCAGUUUGUAACACAAGUACCAGCUCAAGUUCCAUAUCAAGUACCAGCUCAGGUUGCACCACAAGUUCCAGCUCAAAUAACACCUCAAGUGCCUGCUCAGGUUAUACCCCAAGUACCAGCUCAGUUUGUAACACAAGUACCAGCUCAAGUUCCAUAUCAAGUACCAGCUCAGGUUGCACCACAAGUUCCAGCUCAAAUAACACCUCAAGUGCCUGCUCAGGUUAUACCCCAAGUACCAGCUCAGUUUGUAACACAAGUACCAGCUCAAGUUCCAUUUCAAGUACCAGCUCAGGUUGUACCACAAGUUCCAGCUCAAAUAACACCUCAAGUGCCUGCUCAGGUUAUACCCCAAGUACCAGCUCAGUUUGUAACACAAGUACCAGCUCAAGUUCCAUAUCAAGUACCAGCUCAGGUUGCACCACAAGUUCCAGCUCAAAUAACACCUCAAGUGCCUGCUCAGGUUAUACCCCAAGUACCAGCUCAGUUUGUAACACAAGUACCAGCUCAAGUUUCAUAUCAAGUACCAGCUCAGGUUGCACCACAAGUUCCAGCUCAAAUAACACCUCAAGUGCCUGCUCAGGUUAUACCCCAAGUACCAGCUCAGUUUGUAACACAAGUACCAGCUCAAGUUCCAUAUCAAGUACCAGCUGAGGUUGCACCACAAGUUCCAGCUCAAAUAACACCUCAAGUGCCUGCUCAGGUUAUACCCCAAGUACCAGCUCAGUUUGUAACACAAGUACCAGCUCAAGUUUCAUAUCAAGUACCAGCUCAGGUUGCACCACAAGUUCCAGCUCAAAUAACACCUCAAGUGCCUGCUCAGGUUAUACCCCAAGUACCAGCUCAGUUUGUAACACAAGUACCAGCUCAAGUUCCAUAUCAAGUACCAGCUCAGGUUGCACCACAAGUUCCAGCUCAAAUAACACCUCAAGUGCCUGCUCAGGUUAUACCCCAAGUACCAGCUCAGUUUGUAACACAAGUACCAGCUCAAGUUCCAUAUCAAGUACCAGCUCAGGUUGCACCACAAGUUCCAGCUCAAAUGACACCUCAAGUGCCUGCUCAGGUUAUACCCCAAGUACCAGCUCAGUUUGUAACACAAGUACCAGCUCAAGUUCCAUAUCAAGUACCAGCUCAGGUUAUACCCCAAUUACCAGCUCAGUUUGUAACACAAGUACCAGUUCAAUUUGCACCUCAAAUACCAACUCAGGUGGUACCACAAUUUCCAGUUAAAGCUGCACCUCAAGUACAAGCUCAAGUUGUAACUCAAGUACCAGCUCAAGCUUUACCCCAAGGAACAUUUCAGGUUGUGCCACAAGUUCCAGCUCAGGUUGUAACUCAAAUACCAGUUCAGGUAGCACCACAAGUUUCACCCCAAGUACCAGCUCAGGUUGCAUCUCAAGUCCCAGCUCAGUUUGCACCACAAGUUCAUGUUAUAUCCCAAGUACCAGCACAGGUAGUACCACAGGUGCCAGCUCAAGUUGCUCCUCAAGUCCCAGCUCAGGUUGCUCCACAAAUUCCAGCUCAAAUAACACCUCAAGUACCUGCUCAGGUUAUAACACAAGUAUCAGUUCAAGCUUUACCCCAAGUACCAGCUCAAGUUUUAGCCCAGGAACCAGUUCAGGUUGUGCCACAAGUUCCAGCUCAGAUUGCAACUCAAAUACCAGCUCAAGUAGCACCACAAGUUUCAGCUCAAGUUUUACCCCAAGUCCCAGCUCAGUCCGCACCUCAGGUUCAUGUUAUACCCCAAGGACCAGCCCAGGUAGCAUCACAGGUACCAGCUCAAGUUGCAUCUCAAGUCCCAGCUCAGGUUGCUCCACAGGUUUCAGCUCAAGUUAUACCCCAAGUACCAGCUCAGGUUGCAUCUCAAGUCCCAGCUCAGUUCGCACCUCAGGUUCAUGUUAUUCCCCAAGGACCAGCCCAGGUAGCACCACAGGUACCAGCUCAAGUUGCACCUCAAGUCCCAGCUCAGGUUGCUGCACAGGUUUCAGCUCAAGUUAUACCCCAAGUAACAUCUCAGGUCACCCACCAAGUACCAACUCAGGUCUCUAACCAAGAACCAGCUGCAGUAGCAACCCAGGCACCUACCCAGUUACCAACCCCAGUUUACCGAUGUGCAUGGGACCCCUGGACAGGAAAAUGGAUUAUCCAGCAAUACAAUUAAAGAAUAACAUACAUGUGCCAGAGCUGCAAAACGUUUGUGAGUUAUUGUAUGCCAAUAAUUUUUCUUAGAAGUAACAUAGAAAACCCUUAUUGUCUUCAAAGCAAUAAAAAUGAAUGCUAAAUUAA